Molecule: messenger RNA, 15727 nt
Organism: Pelobates cultripes (western spadefoot toad)
Lineage: Eukaryota; Metazoa; Chordata; Amphibia; Anura; Pelobatidae
Source: the annotation of a GenBank genome assembly
AUGGCGGCGUCCUUGUGCAUGCUCGGGGGUCUGCUCGGCAGGACCGUCACUCGCGGCUUAGCUGCCAGGCCCCAGGUAAAACAUCACACGGAGACCUGGGAAGGCGAUACCGGGUCAGCCAAAGGCACGAUAAGCCUGGUCUCCCAAUAUCAUUGUGUGCUGGGCAGGGGGCUGCCAUAUAGCCGGUGUCUAGCUGCCCAUAUGGGAAGCACUGCCGCCUGUCUGCACGAGUGUUCCUGGCUUUUGGAUAAAGUUCAGAUUGUGACACGUGCUUUCUAUUCUAUAAUGCUGUUAAGGGCUCAGUGAUGUGACAGUGUAAUUGUAAUAUACUAACUGAGCGACUGUGUAAUGGUUUACAUCACAGCAAUGAAGUAAAUAUGACAAGUCAAUAUUAGAGAAAUUAGGCAUUUUUACAUCAGUUUCGCGAUGCCACCUCUAAUGUAUUUCAACAAGUUUCAACAUGUUAUUGACAAUUUCUAAAUAAGUCACCAAGACUUUUUCUUAAUAAAAGUAAUUUUGGCUCAGCAAAUGUGGCUUGUUUUGUAUUCAAUUAAUAUACCUCCUAUAGAAUUGAGGGAUGUCGAAUACCGACACUUGGUGACACUUUUCGUAAUCAGUUUGGAACAGGCUGGAUUGACUGUUUAACUACAGAGUGGAGUACUUUGUAGUUUUUGUAUUAUCCAUGCAAUAGAGAAGCUGCUACUCUCUGGGCACUGGGAAGAUCUCUGUUUGGGGCAGGGAUGUAGUGUUUGGCAUUCAAAUGCCAACACUAUACUCGCCUGCACUCAAUCGCCAACACUUCACCCAAAUACACACUUGCAUUCACACAUAUCCCCUACAAAAACACACCUACAUUCAAGCACAUGGACAAUGCACACAAAUACAACCAUGCAAUGAGAAAAUGGUAGAUCCUCAGCUGGCAAGUUUUAUUUCAAUCUUUUGGUCAUCAGUGUUCUAGUAUAAGGGGUUAAAAAAAACUGUCUUGCACCAGGGCCCUCUCUUCAUUAAUUGACUGACUGCACAAAUGUAAAAAUCAUAGGAUUAAAUGUUUUCCUUUUUUUCUUUUAAAUAUAACUUUGCAAUAUCACCCAUAAAGAGUGUCCUUUUUGAUACUUCUUGGUGCUAGUUAUGUUCUCAGCAACUAAGUCUGUUUGAAAAUGUUGUAUAUCCUUGCUAUAAGACUUUGGGGGAGAUUUAUCAAAGUGUUCUUUUCUAAAAAGCAGUGUAAAGGCAUAGUGGCACCAAUGCAAUGCUCUUGGUAGUUAUGCGUGUUUCCAUGGUGAUUGCAACACUUUUAUUACACUUUGAAAACUUUCUUACAUUGAUUGUUUACCAGCACCGUACAUCUAAAUGUUUUUUAAAGUUUUUCUUCACUGACAUAUCUUCUAACACACUCUUUCUGUGCAGCUGGGACUAUUUGGAUCAAACAGAUGUAGAUCCACACAAGUUGCAGCACAAGCAGUUUUAAACGUGCCAGAGACAAAAGUAACCACACUGGAAAACGGACUCCGUGUCACCUCAGAGGACUCAGGACUUUCAACAUGUACAGUAAGAAAAACUCUUAAAGUUGUGCUUCUAAGGUUUUUAAGGCAUACUCUAAGCACCAAAACAACUUUAGCUUAAUGAAACAGAUUUGGUCUAUAUAUUGUAUGCCUGCAGUCUCACUGCUCAAUUCUGUUUAGAUGUGAAGCCCUAGCUACACCACCCACAUAGCCUCCGUGAAAAAAAAGUUUCCUUUUUACAGCACAGUGAGUUUACUUCACAAGUUCUUAUCUCCUGGGGCGUAAGUCACACAUUGGAGGCUGCCGUAGGCUCUAGAGUGAGUUAAUGCAGCAGGAGCCUGUAAACUAAACACACUGUGCAAUAAGGGGAGAAUAAUUUUUGUAAGUGUGUGGUUAGGGAUACAUAAACUAAAAUAAUUUAUUUUUAUAGGCAAAAUUAAACAAGCACUACAAACACCAUAUGAUGCCAGGAGAGCCAUGCCUCCAUCCCAUUUUAAGAUUCCAAUCCAUUCUGGCAUGGUUUGACAAAUUACCUGGGUCUCCUUGGGUGUACAAGGCUGCAUUCCCUUUUGGUUUUCUCCAAUAGGAAAAGCCAGGUGUCUCUGUUAAAUAAAGCAUUUAUUUGCAAGGCCAAACUCAUUGACUGAGAGCACUCCGCUUACACACUCAUCCAAUGAGAGUUGCCCUGUUUUGCUCUAUUGAGCAAUCUGGAUUUCCUGUUGGAGAAGGCAAGGAUUCUGAAGAUGCAACUGUGGAUGCUUGUUGGGACUAAGGUAAAUUAUCAAACUGUACUGAAAUGCGUUGACAUGACAUAUCCAUAGGCGUGCGCACGGGGUGUACCUAGUCCCUAAUUCCCGUGGCCCGCGCUAUGUGCCGGAGAUCAAAGAUCUCCCUCACCGACCCACAUGCAGGGAGGGAGGCAGGAGAGGACCCGGGGAGCUCUAGCCAGCAGCUCCGCCGGGUUCCUCUUGCGCGGUAACCGCGGCAACGCUAAGAUCUCGCGAGAGUGAACUCUAUCCCCGCAGGAUACGGGGCUAGAGUUCACUCACCACAGGACCACCAGGGAUGGCAGCAGCACAGUCCCCCCUCCCUACAUAAGGUAAGAAGGGAGGGGGGAUAUUAACUAAACGGCCCCCCCACCCCCACACAAUACACACAAACAUACAGCACUCACACUAAUAGCACCCUUACACACACAGCACCAUUACACACACAGCACCCUCACACACUAACAACACCCUUACACAUACACACACUAACAUCACACACAGCACCCUUACACACACAUACAGCACCCUUACACACACACACACACACUAACAGCAUCCUCACACUAACAUAUCACCAUUAAAUAGUGCUAGAGCACUCCUGCCACCAUAAAUAUAGGUAUAUUUAGGCCAUUGUAUAAGUGCAUUGAUGUUUGUUGUUUUUUUUAAAUUUAUUUUAUUAUUUGAUAGGUUGGCUUGUGGAUUGAUGCAGGAAGCAGAUAUGAGAAUCAACUUAAUAAUGGAACUGCACAUUUUCUGGAGCACAUGGCAUUUAAGGUAUGCAGCUAGCACAUACAUAGAAAUGCACAGCCUUGACAAGAUAAUGCCAAGGUUAAUAUCAGAUUGACGCCGGCUUGACUGUCAGCAUUCAUUUGGAGUCUUUACAUCACCAAACUUGUGGGACAAAAACAAAAUUCCCUCUGAUCAUGAAAAAAAGGACACUUAUUUUGGAUGUUGCUGUAAUAAGUUUUAAAAAUAUUUGCCAUACCUUGACUCAUGACAGUUGUUGGCAGUUCUAGAAUGAUAUGUAAAUACAAACUGAUUUUGUGAAUCCAUUGUAAUUUGUGCUUUAGAAUAUAAAGUCUGAGAAGUUUAGGUUCAGCAACUUGUUAACCUUGAAGAUUGUGGAUAGGGACGUAUUGAGGAAAUAUGGAACCACUUUUAUUUUUCUUCUUAAACUUUAUAUUGGUGAACUGUGAUCUUACAAGAUGCUCUAUAAAUAGGUUUGACUGACUUGAUAGAUGGUAGACAUGCAUGGUAUUCAUGUUAGGUACACUCACUGGAUCAGCCAGCAGAUACUUGAAACUAAUUAAUAGACUUUAAAAAAAACAAAAACAAAAAAAAAAUUAUAAAUAGAAAAAUAUCCAUUAGUUUUCAUACUUAAAAGAUCACUUUAAACACUGUUACAGAUUUGCAUAAAUCUGUAUAGAGUACCCCGAGCUUAAUCUCAGCUCUGAGAGUGCUUCAGAAAUGUAGAACUUUUAAUAAGUUCUAAGCUUCUGCUAGGAGCAUCCAUUAUUUCUACACAGAUCAUCCUUGCAGUGCAGAACCAACUCAUUGUCUGAGAGCAUCAAGUGGUCACUCUCAGCCAGUGGGCUAAGCCUUACACCACCCAACCUACUUCAGCGAAGAGGCCACUCUGUUGAUUUUUGCUGUGUUUAAAAGUUUAGUAACUUGUAGUCUGCUUUAAACGUUUUAGGCAAACAUAAUUUGUGGAAGCAAUUAUUUCUAAAUCAAAAAAACAAAAACAUUUUAUGAUUGCCCACACAAUGCAUACCAAUGUAUGCAUUUGCUUCAGGUGCAUUGCACUGUAACCUUGACAAAGACCGCAAGGUCGAAACGUUGUUACUUUGGGCUUCAAUAAAAUUGCCAUUUCUGUAUCUUGGAGUGCCUGAACUAUUUUUUGUAUUUCAUGCUAUUGCACUGUAACCUUGACUGCAGACCAGGUGGUAAGGAGCAUCUUGCUGAUGGUUUUUAAAGACCUCCCCAUUGGAUAAUUGUUAUAUUACAGGGCUGUUCUUGCAUGCAGGAAAUAUUAAAUGCAUAAUGAUGUAAUUGUUAUUCUUAACAUUUGACAAUCUCUUUUGAUAGGGAACAAGAAAGCGUUCCCAGCUGGACCUAGAACUUGAGAUUGAAAAUAUGGGUGCCCAUCUAAAUGCAUACACGUCAAGAGAGCAAACUGUAUACUAUGCAAAGGCUUUCUCCAAAGACCUUCCCAGAGGUAUGACAUGCCUUUCCAAAUUUAAAACACAACUGUGACUUCCCAGGAUUUUUACUAUUCUGUUUACCUAUUCCUUAUAUUUAGCAGCAGUGCUUUUUGAGGUCUGAAAAAUAAAAUGAAAUGUUGAAAUCCACACUUCUCUUCUGAUAUUGGGCUCCCCCAACUUAGGUCCCUGUCUAUCAUCGUCCUAAAUGUAAUGAAAAAGGAGAAACGGAAAUAGAAUGUCUGUUCUUCUACUCCUCUGCAUUGUGUACCUUGACUAUGCCUGCACUGAACUGGAUUGCGAUAUUUCUUGCCGAAAUGAUUUAUUUUUAUAUAUAUAUAUAUAUAUAUGUGUGUGUGUGUGUAUCAAAAGAACAUAUAACAAAAAUGGAUCAAGCUUGGCAGGUAUGUCAAGUCAAUGUACAGAAUCAGAACUAAUAUAAUAAACGAGGAAUGCAGAGCUGUAUCAGGCUGUAUAAACUGUCAUUUUACUUGAUAAUAGAUACCACUGGGCAUGAAAAUAUACAUAGAAGAGCAGGUAGCCUACAUCUCUAUAUAGAGGGAGCAGCAUCUUGUUAUUGAUAAGCUCAGCCUACAACAAUUAAAAAAAUGUACAGUGACCUGAUAAGAGUGGUCGCAGGAGCCUUGCCCAACUGUAACAUACCUACCUCGAGCCGAGCCAAAUAUGCUUACAAAAGGGAUCCUUUUUGGACCCUGAGCGUCCCCUUUGUGAAAGGUACUGUCUGCACUUGGUUCUAAGCUUCUUGCCGCUUGGAUUUCGCAGUUUUUGCAAGUUUAAGUGCUUAUUCUGGCAAGAGCUCCUAGAAAACAUCUCUGGCCAGCUUGAAAACAUCCAAUUUUAAACCCCCUUCUUCCAGCACAGCACGGGUCAGUCGCGGCUGGCUCUGCUCCCUUGGAGAUCAAUCUUUUUUUCUUGCUCGUUACUACUGCUUCACACACAUGAAAUUCAAGAACUAACUGUUAUUAUUAUUAUUAUUACUGGUAUUUACAUAGAGCCAGCAUCUUCCGUAGCACUUUACAAUAUUAUCAAAGGGGAAGAUUUAACAAUAAAUGAGACCAUUACAAAAACUUACAGGAACAAUAGGUUGCAGAGGGCCCUGCUCAAACGAGCUUACAGUCUAUAGGAGGUGGGGCGUAAAACCCAACAGGACAGGAGGUAGCAAUCAAACAAGGUGGAGUGAAGCAGAGCUGGAGGAGAGAGAGUGCUGCCCUUUGGGAGAGAGCCUAGGGACAGGUACAUGAGGUAGAGGGUACUCUGGAAGGCCAUAAGCUUUCCUAAAGAGAUGGAAGAAAGGAAAGCAGUGACACGUUGCAGGACGGCAAGGGAGAGAUCCGGGGAGGAGGUAUAUCUGAGUUUGAUCAGAGUACAGUUGGUAUUUGAAUCCAAAUGAGGUAAUAAGUUUUCCAGGAGAGGCAGUAUAAAGAGAAAAUGGAAAGGGACCAAGUACAGAGCCUUUGGGGGACCCCAACAGAGACAGGACAAAGGGAGGAGGUAUCAUUAGAAAAGGAGACACUGAAUGUGUUGGGAGAGAUAGGUGGGAAAACCAAGAAAGGACAGUGUCACAGAGAGUUUGGAGAAGGACAACAUGGUCAAAAGUGUCAAAGGCAGCAGAGAGGUCAAGAACAAUUUGUAUGGAGUAAUGCUCUUUGGAUUUAGCUGCAAUUAGGUCGUUAGUAACCUUGAUAAGAGCAGUCUUAGUAGAGUGGAGGGGGCGGAAGCCAGACUGUAGAGGGUCAAGGAGAGAGUUGGAAUUGAGGAAACAAUUCAGACUGGUAAAGACCAGUCUUUCCAGAAGCUUUGAGGAAAAGGGCAGCAGGGAUAUGGGAGUAUAGUUAGAAGGGGAGGAUGGGUCAAGAGAUGUGUUUUUUUUUUUUGUUUGUUUGUUUUUUAAGAUGGGUACUACAGUAGCAUAUUUAAGGGCAGCAGGAACAACGCCAGAAGAGAGAGAGUCAGUGAAGAUGUGUGUUAAGGAAGGCACAAGACAAGAGGAGAGAGAUCUGAUUAAGUUGAGAUGGGACCGGAUCAAGCGGGCAAGUGGUGGGGCGAGAGGGAAGGAGAAGCACAGCCACCGAGAAAGUCUGAAGGGUAGGAAAGGCAUGAUCCAGGUGUGGUUGAAAAAUAGAGGGGCAUGGUGGGGAGAAUUCUUUCCUUAGCUGUUGAAUCUUGUUACAAUGGUAUCUGUUCACGUGACAGAUACCAUUGUAACAAUAAAAUCAAUGUUAUGCACUUCACCUCUCAGUGGAUUUAAUGUUGUGGCUGAUCAGUGUAAAGCACGUUUGGCGGGGAUCCUUUUUGAUUUUCAUUUGAACCUUGCUAGACCUCCCUAGCUGACAGACAGAUGCUCCUUUGCCUUCAUAAUAGUUUGCAUCAAAACUCAAGAGACAGGUAAUAGUCCAGAGCACCUUGCAAAGACUUCACAGUGAGUUGCAAUACUUCUGUUAUAAAAGCUGUAGUAAUCUGUGCUCGAGAAGAUUAGGAGGCAGCUGCAUGCCAAUAUGUCAUAUAUACCAAAAUGUAGAUAAAACAUUUUCUAUUUUGUUUGGGGGUGUAUCUUCUAGAUCCUUUUUUUUUAUGGUGUGUUCCUUUAAGUGCAUGAUAUCUGGAUGAUAACCAAUGUAUGCAUUAUUUUCCAAUGCAAUAUUUGCCUGGUUACCAACAUAUAAGCAUAUAUGUCUACUUCCAUUGUUAUUGGACUAUGUAUUCAUAAAUGUUACAUUAUACUUCCUGUGUCCAAAAUGUUUCUCUGUUAAAAGAAUAUGACUGGACAAUGUCCAGCACAAAGAAGAGAGAGUAUAGUACUCGAAAAAGAGGCAGGUAAGCUCAGCUGCAAAAGAAUUGUUUGCAGCAAAGAAGUAGGGUUUUAGGCAAUUAGAAAAUAUUUUUGAUAAAUGUAUAUUUUUUUUUAUUUACAUGCAUUAAAAACUCUGCAUUAAUACUCUAUAUUUUGUAAUCUAAUCUUUAAGUCGCAUAACAUUACCAGUGUUUUUGGUAUUCAAAAUUAAAUUCCAAAGGCUUCAUAGAGUAGCGCAAAUAGGAAGGAGUUUUAUUGUAUGUAACACGAUUAAGGCUUGAUGCCGAAACGUUGUAUAAAAUUUUGUUCUCCUGAUCGGAGUAAAACUCCUUCCUAUUUUCACUACUCUGUGAACCGGUUGAAAUUUGAUUUUGAAUACUUCUAAGGGACUGCUAAUCCCUUCCAUGGUGCUCCAAGCCGUGGUAGCAGGCUCUAUUGGGUUCCCUGAGUGCAACACUACCUUUGGAAUUGAAUAACAGAGAAUGUGUGGCUCCCUCAAUUGGCAACUGGUCAUCCAAACAUUAGCAAUGCGUAUUCGACUAGAUCCUAACAUACUGAAUUUGAAUACAAAUUAGGUUAGUCUUUGAUAACUUUUCAUUUCAUACUUGGUAACUACAGUCCCAUCUAAGACUAAAAUCUUUUGAAGCUGAAACCUAAACAUUGUGCUGACCAUUUCUUAUGACUGGAUAUAUAGUUGUAUAGUAUUAUAGAGUGAAAACAAAACCCAAUCUUAUCACUUUCUGCCUUUCACACAUAAGAAAUUGAAUCUACUGCCUGCCAUCCUUAUUGCUGCUUGAAAAGAAUCCCUUGAUAACACACACAUCAGAUUUACUGAUUUAUAUGUGCUUCACCAUGUUUACUCAUUUAAGUUCUAAUUAAAAUCUCCCUUGUAUAAGUUCCUGAGAGACAAACCUGACAUCAUAUUCUUAAAUUCGAUAAGUGGAUUAAUUAAUGAUAAAUGGAGUUAAAUGUGUAACAAAAGUACAAACCAAUAGAAUUCUCUUGGAAAAUGUCUCUGCAGAUAGACCAGUUAUGUUCAUGUUUUCUGUUGGAGAUGCCAGCAAGUUGUAGUUUCUAUGGCUCAUAUAUGGAUGUGCCAUGGAAACUACAACUCUUCUACCCAUCUUGCUAGCUGUCCAGGCAAUUUAAAGAACAUCUCAGAAAACCUAUUUGUACUGUCUAUAGUGUUGUCAUGCCCUCUGAGAUGCUUUCUUUCCUCAAGUAAAUGCAUAAAUGUUCAACCUUUUUUCCUUUAAAUCUAAAAGUUAAAUCUUGUUUCCCUUAUUAAUUAUGUAGUCUUACUCUCCACUUUCUCCCGUUAUAUAAUAUCCUCCUUUAAGGAACAACAUAGAUUUAGGAAUAAAAAAAAAAUGGAUUCCUAACACUAUAGUAUCCCACAGCAGUUAACUAUAGCCCCCCUACCCUCCGAGCCAUGAAUCAAUGCUUUCCUAUGGGGACUUAGAAGAUGCUGGAUGUCCUCAAGCAAAGCGUGAGGAUGUCCAGUGUCAUUUCACAGAGUUACACCCUGUGGAAAGCCAGGAAGAACCUCUAGUGGCUCUCUGGUAGACAACCACUUCAGGCAGUCUUAAAGGACCACUCAUGCGUGCUCGCCCAGCCGCUUGUACACUGCUGAAGCUGGACUGAGGUCUGUUAGGGAGGGAGGGGGAGACAGGCACCCUCAAGCAGAGCGUGCCUGCCACUUCCGUUAGCUCAGGGGAGCUAACGGAAGUAGGAAGGAAUCCUCCCUGGCUGUUUGUGUGACAGCCAGAGGGGAGUUCCCCCAGUUAAUUUACAGAAGUGCUGAUUUCUCAUAGAAAUCAAUACUUUUAUAAACUGUGGUUAAAUGAGGGUACUCCUCACACAUAAUGCACUUUAGCAAGCUGCUGCUGGGGUGUGCAAGCUGCUUUUGGGGUGUGGAGUGGAACUUUAACGCUGCAAUGUAAACAUUGCAGGGUUAAGGGGACAAGGGCACUGUUCGCAGACACCUUCAAUGAGAUAAAGUGGCCUCAAUGCCUUUUAGUGUCCAUUUAAAAACCAGUAUUAAAUAUUACACUGCAUUGUCAAGGUGGCAUCUAAUUGUUGAUUAGUAUUGUGGCAACAUUUUAUUUCCACACUCCUUUUUAUAAAUGACUGUACCCUGUUGGCCUUUGCAGCUGCUGAAUAGCAGAGUAUUGCCUAAACUAUUCUAUUCUACUAUUCUUGUUUAAAUAUCCCUGUUUCAAAAAAAAAUAAAAAUAAAUAUAUAUAUAUAUAUAUAUAUAUAUAUAUAUGAGAGAGAGAGAGAUUUUGUGCAUUUCUGUGCAACUGUAUUCAUUUGUUUCUCCAUACCCUAUCUAUUUUUUUUUUUUAACUCUCUUGUACCUAAAAUUCUUAAAGGGACACUAUAGUCACCUGAACAACUUUAGCUUAAUGAAGCAGUUUUGGUGUAUAGAAUAUGCCCCUGCAGCCUCACUGCUCAAUCCUCUGCCAUUUAGGAGUUAAAUCCCUUUGUUUAUGAACCCUAGUCACACCUCCCUGCAUGUGACCUGCACAGCCUUCCAUAAACACUUCCUGUAAAGAGAGCCCUAUUUAGGCUUUCUUUAUUGCAAGUUCUGUUUAAUUAAGAUUUUCUUAUCCCCUACUAUGUUAAUAGCUUGCUAGACCCUGCAAGAGCCUUCUGUAUGUGAUUAAAGUUCAAUUUAGAGAUUGAGAUACAAUUAUUUAAGGUAAAUUACAUCUGUUUGAAAGUGAAACCAGUUUUUUUUUUUCAUGCAGGCUCUGUCAGUCAUAGCCAGGGGAGGUGUGGCUAGGGCUUCAUAAACAGAAACAAAGUGAUUUAACUCCUAAAUGACAGUGAAUUGAGCAGUGAAAUUGCAGGGGAAUGAUCUAUACACUAACUGCUUUAUUUAGCUAAAGUAAUUUAGGUGACUAUAGUGUUCCUUUAACUAAAUAUGAAACUACACUACUAAAGCAAACAUAAGGUCAAGUCAACAAUGUGUAUUAAUACUAGAUCUGUAAAUAUAAAGAUGUAUGAUAGAACAAGAAAUUGGACAGUGUAAUUUAAGCGCUGUAUAAACAUAAAGGUGAUAUAUUUAAUCUCAUGACAACAAGCUAUGUAAAUUGCAUGAAUGUUUGAUGGAGUGUUGAUAUUGGCUGUGAUUCAGGAUCUGCUAAUAUGUAAAUUUCUUUGCCAAGUUAUUCCAUUAAAUCGUUUCUAUACUAGGAAACCUUAAAUGUAUUCAAUUAUGAUUCAUUCAACGAUAAAUGAUCUCCACUGAAAUUAAAACACAUUUUUUUUUUAUGUAUAUAUUUUGUUUUAAUUACAAAUCAUUUUAUCCUUUCUUUGCAUAUUAAAUGUUUAAUUUUGCUAUUUUUUUAUUUUUACAAAAUUCUGUUUUGCAGCUGUAGAAAUCCUUGCAGACAUUAUUCAGAACAGCACUUUAGGAGAGGCAGAAAUUGAACGAGAACGAGGAGUCAUCCUGCGGGAGAUGCAGGAAGUGGAAACCAAUCUCCAGGAAGUGGUCUUUGAUUACCUGCAUGCAACUGCUUAUCACAACACUGCUCUUGGAAGAACUAUAUUGGGUCCCACCGAAAACAUCAAGUAGGUUGACUAAAAGUUUAUAGCACUGUUUUUUUUUUAUUUUCCUCCUUUUACUAUGACCUGUGAUUUUUAUUUUUCCAAUGUUCCCUGCAGAUCCAUAAACCGUAAUGACUUGGUUGAAUACAUCACAACGCAUUACAAAGGGCCCCGCAUAGUCUUGGCAGCGGCAGGUGGUGAGUUUGAUUGCUCUGGUCCAUAUGGCAUUGUGUAACCCUUCAGAAAAAGUAACUGUGCUUGAAAUGUCAAAAAAAAAAAAAAAGUGCAUUGCAUAUAUCUUUUGUUUAGAUUAUUGAAUAUAAUUAAAUAAAAUCCUCCCAUCGUACUAAGGAGUUAAUUUGUUAAAGACAUUAUGAUUUGGGCAUUAGCUACUUAUUAUUAUACUUUAAUUUGCCAGAUUGUGACUCGUUUUAUUCAUUUUAUCAAACAACCAAAACGGAAACCAUGAAUUGGUUCCCACUGAUGACUGUUAAACAAUACAAUAUAUGCCUAGUUAGCUGUCUCAGGACCAACUUGCUAUAACAUGCUCUUAGAGAUGGGCUAAACUGGUCAUCACUUGCAUUAUUGCUAUCCAAAUUUAGACAGGUUUGUACUGACAGUACGGAAUUGAAAAUGUAAUCUUUAUUGUGGCAGCAAUGGUAUGCCGGACUGCAACAAAGACUCGUUGCAUCAAAAUCACUACAGUAAGUGGUUAUUCUGUUUAGAGUGUCCCUUUUAACCCCUUAAGGACCAGGGGUUAAAGAACAAUUAAUAAAUGUGGUCGGUAGUUUAUAGUAGUCCGUACAGUCUGUCCUUUCCAUGAAGCACAACCUUUUUCCGCUGAAUAAAUGAACUGCCUGGAUAGGAAUUGUGUGUGCUUUAAUUUAUGAAUUGUUCGUAAAACAAUUUUGUGUUGUGUUUUUAGGUGUGUCACACAGUGAACUGCUUCAUUUAGCAAAGUACCACUUUGGUAACUUGCCUUCUACAUACAAAGGAGAGAUCCUCCCCCCAUGCUCUUUCACAGGUAGCGAGGUAAGAACAGCAUACAUGUUUUCUUUUUUUUCUUUUAAAAGAAGAGGAGGAUCAGGAGUAUGGAGAAAAAAUUGUCACCAUGAAAGUACUAGAAAUGAAUGUGAUUUGCAGCAUGCGAUAUUUCUGACAUAAUCAUGUUUGUAUGUCUUAUGCUGUGAAGUAGAAAUACGCUAUGAUUUAUAGAACUCCUUAAAUGUAGUGCAAUGUGUGGUUCAAGCUGGUCUGUUUCCUUCUAGAUCCGUGUUCGGGAUGAUAAAAUGCCAUUGGCACACAUUGCCAUUUCUGUGGAAGCAGUUGGCUGGUCUCAUCCAGACACUUUACCUCUUAUGGUGGCCAAUACACUCAUUGGAAACUGGGAUCGGUCCUUCGGUGGUGGCGUGGUAUGGGAAUAUUCAUGUGUCAGCAGAGUUUUUAGAUAACUAGGUUUACCUUGUGCUUUUAUGUCUAAAAUUUAUAUCUCGUAACUAAAAUACAUAUAGUUUAACCAUUAAAAAAAAAAAAUGUAUUCGUUUUUUUUUUUCCAUGGUUGCUUAAUUUCUUUUAAGCAACUUUUGGUACUUUUGUGACUCAAACCUACUAAAUUCUAAUAUUUAAUUUUGGAUAAUUAUGUCGUUGUAGAAUCUUUCGCCAUUUAAAAAUAAAAUAAAAAUAGUAAAACAUUUUUAACAUUAACAAAGUAGUUUACUAUGCUAAAAAAGCAAAAUGGAAACCACGGUCAAAACUUUAAAAUAAUGGUUUUAUAUAUAUAAUACUCUCUCUCCCCCCUACCUUCCCCUAAGUAAAGUAUAGCCUGAACUUUAGUAAAAUAUUGUAUUUAGGUCAAAUAGCAAUUAGAUCAAUAUAACCUAUUUUCUUCUUUUAAUUGUUAUAAUUGUAUUUUUAUUUUCUAUCAAUGCCAUCCAUUAGUAAUACUUUGGUAUUUGGUUUUAAAGAAAAUAACCUAUAUUUAUAACCUGGGUAAAGUCAUGCGCAUGUAUAGAUUUCUUAUGGAUAUUGUUCUUUAUUAUCCAGAAUUUAUCCAGCAAGUUGGCCCAGGUCAGCUGCCAUGGCAACUUGUGUCACAGCUUCCAGUCAUUCAACACCUGUUAUACAGACACUGGGCUUUGGGGAUUGUACAUGGUGUGUGAGCCCAACACCGUGGCAGAUAUGAUGCAUUUUGUUCAGAGAGAAUGGUAAGCUAUAUUUGCUAUGGCCUGAUUCAGCAGCGGUUUUAUACAGUAUGCUUAUGUAGGUUCAUGCUAAAUAACCUUGACUUAAGAGUAUUUGUAAAUUUGGGAGAAUUCUUUGUUUUCUUGUAUACACACACUAUUUUAACUGGUGUAUAAGAUGGCAAAACCACAAAAGACAAAUAUUCUUUUCCAUUUUAUAAUUUUUUAAAAUACGAAUAUCAAAGAGCUGCUAUAUUUUAUUUAUUUCUAUAUUCUCACCUCCUAUAGUUUUAAUAUAAUAUUCCUGCAUAUGUUUAGUAGAGAGACUAAGUGAUUUGGGAAAUGAGUUUAUCCCCACAAUAAACCCUUCUUAUGGAGUGUUUGUUUUUCUGAGCGCUACUCUUACAUGUAUAAAGAUUAGAUAUGCAAAAAGAAAACAUUAUAGUGUGAUAUCCUUUUUUUAAGCUCCUGCAAAAUUGUAAAUAAAUACUUACCCAUUGUAUUCUUGAGGGCCUUAAAGGGACACUGCAGAUCCGUAAAGCAGUGUCAGAUUACAGAUUUUAAUAGAAGUUGUCAAUUUUACAAAUUAACCUGUCUACACCUCCUAGCUGUUAAUCACCAAUCCUGGUUGUACCAGGGUGGUUUGGCUCUGCCCCUUCCUACCUCCUUGGCUGAGGUCAACCAAGGAGGCGGGUCAGAGCCAGCGCUGGAUACAAGGUGGGUGAGUUUUCUAGAUAUAUUAAGGGGGGAGGGGAUGUUGGGAUGUUAACACUAUAGGGUCGGGAAUAUGUUUGUGUUCCUGACCCUAUAGUGCACCUUUCAAUGCAUGCAUGUUUUCAUUGAGGGUUUAUCUACUAAAUAGUAAGUUUGAACAGUAGUGUGUUCCUUUAAAUGAAAUUAAACCAUGCAAGAUCACUUGUGUGAAUUUUCUUCCGAGUCCCUUCUUUAUAGUUUCCUACAACCUGACUUUAUUGUUUAGCAUUCUUUACUUUCUUAGAUAUUGAGUUAUUCGCAUGCAGAGGGGGUGGCCGAUGACUGUAUAGUAAAAUCUGCAUCUUUAAAUGUUUUGAAUUGUCAGGAUAAGACUCUGUACAAGUGUUACUGAGAAUGAAGUUGCACGAGCCAAGAAUCUGCUCAAGACAAACAUGUUGCUCCAGCUGGAUGGUAAGCUUUAAUAAUGUGUUACUAAAUUACUUAUAUACAUAUUUAACCUUUGCUAAAUAAUGCUUUAAUGUUACAGGAUCCACACCAAUUUGUGAGGAUAUUGGGAGGCAGAUGUUGUGUUAUAAUCGUAGAAUUCCCCUGCCUGAACUGGAAGCAAGAAUCGAUGUGAGUGUUCCUUGCCUCAUGUUUAUUAAAUUUAUAUUUAAUAUCCAUUAGUGCAUUUUACAAAGUUGCCCACAGGAUGAACUUUAUUCCGAUCUAUAAUUUUUGCUUCCAAUGCGUGCUGUACCAUCUGUUUUGAAAUAUUAAUAUACUGCAAGAGAACAAUUCUAAACAUAUCUUGCUUGUCAAAAGCAUUACUUCAAAUGGGCAGUCAGGAUUUUAUGCAUUCCUGCGUUUUUCUAAUGAACAAAUUAUAUUCAAUUACAUAUGUCAUCGUGCUGUGUCCAAUACUCAAUGUAGUACUGUUACUAGUGGGGUUUUUGCAUUUUUUUUUUGUAAUAUUCAUACAUACCUAAGGCUCUCCCCUCCUUAGUGCUGUUUCAGUCUACCAGAAAAGCCACAUCUUUUAUAUAGAAAUGCACAGGACAAAAAUAAGUGUCUACUGGAAAAAUAGAACACUGUAAGACAGCACAAGCUUGUUUGAAUUUUAGCUUUUGCCUUGUAAAUGAAUGGACGUCUUACAUGUAUAUGUCCUGUUUGUCAAAAAAUUCCAAUGUAGUCAGAGUUACAAAAAUACCUUGAAAAACUCAAUUGACAAUGCUGGGUUCAUAUUUUUAGGUUUGAAUGCCAAAUUGCUUACGUGAUAUGUUUAUUUCCCUAGCUCAUUGAUGCCCAGACAAUAAGAGAUGUCUGUACCAAGUACAUUUAUGAUAAGUGCCCUGCGAUUGCAGCUGUUGGUAAGUUUUCUGACCUUGCAUAUAUGUAUUGAUUGAUAUGGGCUGGUGGAAUAAGUUCUGUUAAUAACUUAAAUGUUCUAGAUUUAGAUUAGUUUCUGCUUUUACAAAACCAUGAGGCCAAGACCUUUGGUCUCUCAGGUAUUUUUUGUGGCUACUCCAAUUCUAACUAUACUUGUGAGGCACACCAUGCUGUAAUGUAUUUAAUAGAUAUGCUACAGGAAGGAGAUAAAUCAGGGCAGUGUGUUUGGAAUUCCUCCAUACUACAGGAAGCCAUGACAAACAUAAAAACCUCAUCUCCCGGACACACAUUCUAAUUCUCAGAAAUCGAGUAACAAACAUCACUGAAAUAGUUUUUGUUCCAAUGUUUCAUGGAAUAUCUUCAUUAUAACUUAUUGCUCUUCAUUAUUUGAAAGCACACAUCGCUAUAUUUUUCACUGCUGCAUCAGUGAGAAAUGUAUCCUGUAUUUUUUUUUUAAUUAAGCUAGCUCCAGGUUCCUAGCACUUUGGGUGUAUGUCUUUAGCAAUGUACCUUGCUAUACUACAAGCUUUUGUAAUGUUGCCUUUCUAUUUUGUUCCAGGUCCUAUUGGACAGCUCCCUGAUUAUGACAGAAUACGAAGUGGGAUGUACUGGCUGAGGCGAUAA